AUGGCCGACGACCUCGAUUCCAUUGUCAAGGGCGCAUCUCUCCCGUCACAGGGUGCCAAGGAUGCCGCUGGUACGAGCCCAAUCAUCGCCUCCUCCGGCAAACAUGGCGAUCCCCUCAAUCACACACCGAGCUCGCCCUCCAUGAUAUACCUGAAUCUACUCAUCCUCGAGGCGUCUUUGCGAGCACAGUUCCUCGAGCUACGUGCGAGAAAACGCCACCAUACCUUCUUUCUGACCCUCCUGACCUUGUGGAUUGCCCUCUUCGGCUAUGCCCUGUUCUUCGCCCCCCGAGAGGAUGGACGAGGUGUCGGCGGCUCCAUUUACUGGGCAGUCGAGGGUGCCGAGAAGGUGUGUCUGAUGGGUGGCAUAAUUACCGCCGUGCUCGUGUGGGCAACCGGAAUCUGGGACCGCGGAAUUCGAUGGCCGCGACGCUGGUUUGCCAUCUCGAACCGAGGGCUACGAGGCUUCAACUGCAAACUUGUCAUAAUACGGCGGCCGCUGUGGUCCGAAGCGCUCUCGACGAUUGGCUUUUUCCUAACCUACGGCCUCUUCUCGCACACCGCCAGCUCAUCUUAUCGAUACGUUGAGCCGAGUCUGCUGCGCGAUGUUGACAAGGAUCUUCAACUCUCCAACGAAAAUCAUCCCACUCUGGUACUACCACACGAUGAUGAGGAACGAGCAGGACAUGAGGAAGACCUUGCACCUGGAGGUGACUACGUAAAGCUGCUCUUGCUGGCCAAACCAUUCUCCGCAAACUUCAGAGAGAACUGGGAGCUGUAUCGCACCGAAUACUGGGAGAAGGAGAACGAACGCCGUGCCCUGCUGCGCCAAAAGGUCAAGGAGCGAGAUCGCCAGCUUGCCAAGCAGCAGUAUGGAUGGUUUUGGUGGCUCCCGUGGCGGCAUCCUCAACACCGACGACCCGACCUGGAGAAGAGCGCGCAUCCUCCGCGCCAUUUGGUAGUUGAGAAAGAGCGCAGACGCCGCGGCAGCAGUGUCCGCCGGGCAUCUAUGAGCUCGACCAGGAGCCAGACACCAACAAUUGAGGGCGAGGAUCAACCAGUCAAUCGCCGGCCCAGCAGUGGCUCACUCUCUGGACGUCGGAAGAAGCUUUCGACGAGCUCCAAACCAAAACGGCCUGUGAACGAAUCGCGGUCUGUAACGCCAGAGAUUCCGUCGCCUCUGGCUCGAGAAAGAAGUGUUACGGUAUUAGAGCGAAAGCGAAAGCAGCCUUAGUAGCAAUGAUGAAUACACCGUGACUCAUACUACGUGAUGGAUAGCCAUGUGAUGUCAGAUUGCUCAGUCACCCGGAAAUCGUUGCCGAUUUGCAGUUGGAUUUAUUCCCAGCUAGGAAGCUGGGAUAAACUCCAUUGAGUCACACAUGCUGCAGGGGAUGCGAUUGGGCUUUCCGUCGAUUGUCCGUACGUAUCAUGGUCCAACCGGCUCUAUUGUAUUAUCUAUAUUUAUAUUUUAUAAAUUCUUUCAUUAGGC
This is a messenger RNA of Ilyonectria robusta, 1488 nucleotides long. RefSeq names its product Spo7-like protein-domain-containing protein. The transcript is spliced from 2 exons. Bases 1 to 1233 code for a protein of 410 amino acids. Gene Ontology annotation, cellular component: Nem1-Spo7 phosphatase complex. Lineage: Eukaryota; Fungi; Ascomycota; Sordariomycetes; Hypocreales; Nectriaceae. The record is from RefSeq and is a predicted model, not a curated record. Gene Ontology annotation, biological process: nuclear envelope organization. Gene Ontology annotation, molecular function: protein phosphatase regulator activity; phosphoprotein phosphatase activity.